This is a messenger RNA of Oncorhynchus nerka (sockeye salmon), 753 nucleotides long. RefSeq names its product keratin-associated protein 4-12-like. Bases 1 to 753 code for a protein of 250 amino acids. The record is from RefSeq and is a predicted model, not a curated record. The transcript has 2 exons. NCBI's taxonomy places the organism in Eukaryota, Metazoa, Chordata, Actinopteri, Salmoniformes, Salmonidae.
AUGUGCGAGCGUGUGCACGUACUGUAUGUGCGAGCGUGUGCACGUACUGCAUGUGCGAGCGUGUGCACGUACUGUAUGUGCGGCGUGUGCACGUACUGCAUGUGCGGCGUGUGCACGUACUGUAUGUGCGGCGUGUGCACGUACUGCAUGUGCGAGCGUGUGCACGUACUGUAUGUGCGGCGUGUGCACGUACUGCAUGUGCGGCGUGUGCACGUACUGUAUGUGCGAGCGUGUGCACGUACUGCAUGUGCGAGCGUGUGCACGUACUGUAUGUGCGAGCGUGUGCACGUACUGCAUGUGCGAGCGUGUGCACGUACUGUAUGUGCGAGCGUGUGCACGUACUGCAUGUGCGAGCGUGUGCACGUACUGUAUGUGCGAGCGUGUGCACGUACUGUAUGUGCGAGCGUGUGCACGUACUGCAUGUGCGAGCGUGUGCACGUACUGCGUGUGCGAGCGUGUGCACGUACUGUGUGUGCGAGCGUGUGCACGUACUGCGUGUGCGAGCGUGUGCACGUACUGCAUGUGCGAGCGUGUGCACGUACUGCGUGUGCGAGCGUGUGCACGUACUGCGUGUGCGAGCGUGUGCACGUACUGCGUGUGCGAGCGUGUGCACGUACUGCAUGUGCGAGCGUGUGCACGUACUGCGUGUGCGAGCGUGUGCACGUACUGUAUGUGCGAGCGUGUGCACUGAUGGAGCCUCUGAAAGCAUUAGCCAACUCCACCCUCCCUUCUAGUGGCGACUCAGGAAUGUAA